AUGGCAGCGUCCCUCCGCUCCCCGCCGCCCGUGCCCGCAGCCGCCGCCUUCCGCCGCUGCCGCGCCGCCGCCGUCGUCUGCGCCUCCUCCUCUCCCUCCUCGUCCUCGUCGUCGGCCGUGUCGUCCGCUCCCAAGGCGCGCUUCGUCGCCCGCCGCUCCGAGUCCACCUCCGUCCAGCAGCUCGCCCGCCCCCUCGGUACGACAACCCUAGCCCCGACCAGGAGCCUCACCUCACCUCACCUCCCCCAGCGAUCUCCUGACACGUUACCGUCCGUCUGUCCGCAUAUGUAUGCAGCGGAGUACAUGGGCCUGCCGGCAAGCCAGUACUCGGUGCUGGACGCGGAGCGCAUCGAGCGCGUCGACGAGUCCACCUUCCGCUGCUACGUCUACCGCUUCCGCUUCUUCGCGCUCGAGGUCUGCCCCGUCCUCCUCGUCCGCGUCGACGAGGAGCCCAACGGCUGCUGCAUCCGCCUCCUCUCAUGCAAGCUGGAGGGGUCACCCCUUGUGGAGGCGCAGAAUGACAAAUUCUCGGCUUCCAUGGUGAAUAGGGUUUUCUGCAACAGCAGUUCAGAGGGUUCGACGCUUCAACAGCUUACAUCGGAUGCUACAAUCGAGGUUGCAAUUGACAUUCCCUUUCCAUUUCAAGCACUACCAGUUGAAGCUAUUGAAUCAAGUGGCAGGCAAGUGCUUGAGCAGUUACUCCGAGUCAUGCUUCCACGAUUUCUGAAGCAGCUUGAUAAAGACUACCAAGCUUGGGCCUCGGGCGAUUCUUCACGGAAACCGCUUGGCACUGGGGAAAUAUGA
Molecule: messenger RNA, 804 nt
Organism: Triticum turgidum subsp. durum (durum wheat)
Lineage: Eukaryota; Viridiplantae; Streptophyta; Magnoliopsida; Poales; Poaceae
Source: the annotation of a GenBank genome assembly